GUAGCCUGGAGUUUGCAGUGUUUUGGCGAGCUCGCUAGUUAGCUAAAUAAAAACUCACCAGUGGCUUUAGCUAGUUAACUAUACAUUUUCUCCAUACACAACAAAGAUGAACGCUAUGGUAUCUGUAAAACGGGAGCGAGAAAUUGACUUGGAAGACGAUGAAGUACCUGUGAAAAUUGGCCGUUCGUCCGAGGACCGCAGAAGUCGCCAUUGUCCCUACCUCGACACAAUAAAUAGGAGUGUACUGGACUUUGAUUUUGAGAAGCUAUGCUCCAUUUCCCUCUCCCACAUCAAUGUAUACGCCUGUCUCAUCUGUGGGAAAUACUUCCAAGGUAGAGGGCUGAAGUCCCAUGCCUACACUCACAGUGUGCAGUUCACACACCAUGUGUUCCUCAAUCUGCAUACCCUCAAGUUCUACUGUCUACCAGAUAACUACGAGAUCAUUGACUCGUCGUUGGAAGACAUCACGUAUGUACUAAAGCCCACGUUCACCAGACAGCACAUCUCUGGAUUGGAUAAGCAGGGAAAGCUGUAUCGAGCCUAUGAUGGCACCACCUAUCUGCCUGGCAUCGUAGGGCUCAACAACAUCAAGGCUAAUGACUACGCUAAUGUGGUGCUGCAGGCCCUGUCCAAUGUGCCCCCACUGCGGAACUACUUUUUGGAAGAGGAGAAUUACUGCGGCAUCCGUAGGCCGCCGGGUGACAUCAUGUUCCUGCUGGUGCAGCGAUUCGGUGAGCUGAUGCGCAAACUGUGGAACCCACGGAACUUCAAGGCCCAUGUGUCGCCCCACGAGAUGUUGCAGGCCGUAGUGCUGUGCAGCAAGAAGAACUUCCAGAUCACCAAGCAAGGGGAUGCUGUGGACUUCCUGUCAUGGUUCAUGAACGCUCUGCACGGCGCACUGGGAGGAACCAAGAAGAAACCCUCAAGCCUUACCAAAGUGUUCCAGGGUUCCAUGCGUAUCUUUUCCAAGAAGCUUCCUCACCCAGAUUUGCCACCAGAAGAGAAGGUGGCUCUGCUUCUGAAGGAGGAGUACCAGGAGGAGAUGUCUGACACCACCUUCCUCUUCUUGACCCUUGACCUCCCCACAGCCCCGCUGUACAAGGAUGAGAAGGAGCAGCUCAUCAUCCCACAGGUCCCCCUCUUCAACAUCCUGGCCAAGUUCAAUGGCAACACAGAGAAGGAGUAUAAAACAUACAAAGAGAAUUUCCUCAAGAGGUUCCAGUUGCUCAAGCUGCCCCCCUAUCUCAUCUUCUGCAUCAAGAGGUUCACCAAGAACAACUUCUUUGUGGAGAAGAACCCCACCAUUGUCAACUUCCCCAUCACGAACGUAGACCUUCGUGAGUAUCUGACAGAGGAAGCACAGGUCACAGAGAAGAACACAACCUAUGACCUGGUGGCCAAUGUGGUGCAUGAUGGGAAGCCCACUGAGGGGGCAUACAGAAUACAUGUCCUGCAUCAUGGCACUGGAAAGUGGUACGAGCUCCAGGACCUGCAGGUGACAGAUAUACUGCCCCAGAUGAUCACACUGUCAGAGGCUUACAUUCAGAUUUGGAAAAGAAGAGAGAGUGAAGAUGACACAACUAACCACACUGGGGCGUGAAUUAGGCAUUUAAUGAGCAUUGAUCAUAUUUAAAGAUUGAUUAUACAGGAAAGAGCUGUCACUUGCUGGCUAGUGGUCAGACAGUAUCCCGUGUAAUUGGAUACUGUCCAAGAUGACCUCAGAGUAAGCCCCCACCACAUGAGGACCAGGACAUUUUAUUUGCGGAUUUUGGCUAUAGCGAAAACAAUGAUGUUUACUAUUUUUUGUUCUUCGCUUACAUUUUUAAGUGUAAAUGGUAGAUUAAACCAGCUUUGGCUUUUCUGUUUUCAGUCAUUAAUAUUAUUUGAGAUUUUGCACAAUUUGACACGUGUUGAUUUGUCUUAGCCAUAGUUGGGUCUUUAUUUGUGAAACAAGGAAGUAAAUACAAUUCCAACAUUUUGAAUAAGACAUGACCAAAUAGUGAAGGUUACAAAAAGAUGUUCAUAUUAUAAGCAGUACAUUAUAGGAUAAAUAUACUCAUGUAUACACAAAUACUUCAGACUCACACAUGAAUAUUACUUAGAUCAUAAAAAUGGAACCUAAACAUUGUAUAUUAAACUAAGGCAAUGCAUUGACAUAUUACUGGUUUAAAGGAUUUCUCCAUCAAAAGGAGGUAUAUGUUCACUCAAAUACACUCAAGACACUUCACCACUUUAUUUACUGUACCAUGUUUGUUUUCCCUGAUUAUGACUGAUUUUAUAUGAAUAACUUUAUUCCAGAUAACAGGGAAAAGUAACAAUUAUUUUCUAAUGUAAAUGAGGUAUUAAACUUGUGGAUAUAUCUGCUUAAAAAGUAACACAAUUUUUUUAACUCAAUCAUUUACAGUAUGUUUGAAUGAAUUACUUACUGUACUCGUAAUGGCCCACACAGUGAAAAUCAAACCUGACACCAUCAAAUCAUCUCAGUGCUACACCAUUAGCCUAACACAAGUACAAAUCUAAAGAAGGAAAUAUACAGACAUUUUUCUCAAAUUGCUCAACAGUGCAAUAUAAUACCUGUUAAAUUAAAUGUACAGAAAAAUUAAGGCAACAGUGCAGUCAUUAACAAGUUACGUUCUUAAACACACUUAGCAGUUAAUAAAUGCAGAUAAUUCAUCAUAGCUUCAUCCAUGAAGGGAGAUCUCUGGGUGUGGUUUUCAGCUCUAGUUCAUGACCUUCUGGCAGAAGUCUACCAUCUGGAGUUGUAUCAAAAUGAAACCUGAUCAGAUAUAAUGCACUAUACCAAAACAUUGAUGUGGGUAGUGUUGUUUUUCAGACAAUAAACCCUGGCUUGUACUAUG
Molecule: messenger RNA, 2858 nt
Organism: Salvelinus fontinalis (brook trout)
Lineage: Eukaryota; Metazoa; Chordata; Actinopteri; Salmoniformes; Salmonidae
Product: U4/U6.U5 tri-snRNP-associated protein 2-like
Exons: 13
Coding region: 107-1600 (497 amino acids)
Biological process (GO): spliceosomal complex assembly; protein deubiquitination; mRNA processing
Molecular function (GO): zinc ion binding; cysteine-type deubiquitinase activity
Source: RefSeq, a predicted model, not a curated record